Messenger RNA from Ceutorhynchus assimilis (cabbage seed weevil), 1187 nucleotides. The record is from the annotation of a GenBank genome assembly. NCBI's taxonomy places the organism in Eukaryota, Metazoa, Arthropoda, Insecta, Coleoptera, Curculionidae.
AUAAAUAUCUUUUCAAGAGUUUCAAAACAUUUGUUUACCGCAUAUCUCCAAUCUCGCAAAUUAUGGCUUCAGAAGACCAACAAUCGACCCAAACCCUUCACACAGUUUUCCACGAAGGUUUGAACCUGUACAAUUACGUAUUGACCACUCAAGAAGCCACAAACGGUCCAGAAGUGCAAAGGGCCAUCCAGAAAGCUAUAGAACUUCUGGAACAUGCCACCCGUUUAGUAUCAUUGGCUGAUAUUUUUAGUAAAAACGAGACGAUAGACGAACUAGCUACUAAUCAUAUUCAAUAUUUAUUGCUCCCAGCACUUUUAGGUGUUUUAACAGGUAAACGAACAUCUCGAGACAGGAAAGAGCUUAUCGAUGUUGCUGAGAUUUAUUUCAAAGAUUUCUUACAAAGAACAAACAAUUACCAGUUGAGUAACUAUGAAUUCAAUGAAAGCAGCGAACCUGUAGCUAGUUCCAUGGGAUCAGAGUUGAGUCAAAUAAGUAACAGCAUUAGUGUAAGAGCAGGUAAAAUACAAAAACUAAGAGAGCACGAAAAGUUAAAAGAAGAUUUAAAAAACCUCAAAAAAAAUGUUGAAAAUGAGCACGCAGAUGAAGAUAUUAAAAGAAAUUAUUUUUUAACAAUGGUUAAAGUUUUUAUACAUGACACCAUAAUGGAACUGGAAAGCAUCAAAAUGGAAAGACCCAUUUUGGAACAUGCAGCUACAGUACAACCCAACAAAAACAAGACAAAAUUCAAAAGAGAACCUCUAAAACCCAUUAUAAUUACAAAAGAUGCAGUUCAAAAAGCCAUUUAUGGUGCCGGAUAUCCCAGCUUACCUAUUCUGACUAUUGAAGAGUUUUAUGAAAAACGAGUUGCUGACGGUAUUUUUCCUGGCCCCAAUACUCAGAAACCAGUAAGUUUACAAGAAACCAAUCCAGAAGGUGUUUUGAAAAACGACCCAGAAGAACAAGAAGCGGAAGAUCUUGAGAAUAAAGUGGAAGAGGAUGAUGAAGAAAAUCUGGCAAGAAUGAGGGCCAAAGAUGAGUUUAAGGAUGAGCAUAGAAGAGGAUGGGGCAAUAGAAUGAACAGAAGUUAAUUUUGUUUUUUGUGAAUUAAUUUAAAAUAAAUUCCAAUAAUGCAGGAUAUUAAUUUAUGAGUAUUUUAAUAUAGAAUUAAAUGAAUAUUGUUUGCACUA